Messenger RNA from Toxorhynchites rutilus septentrionalis, 1254 nucleotides. Its product is annotated as serine protease grass-like. Gene Ontology annotation, molecular function: serine-type endopeptidase activity. Gene Ontology annotation, biological process: proteolysis. Lineage: Eukaryota; Metazoa; Arthropoda; Insecta; Diptera; Culicidae. Bases 119 to 1243 code for a protein of 374 amino acids. The record is from RefSeq and is a predicted model, not a curated record. The transcript is spliced from 4 exons.
CUAAAAGACGAUCAGUCGUUCGGGAGAAGUGAAUCAAGGAAGAAGUGUUUUUUAGCUUUAGAUUCAAGGAUCAUUAACGUGCGCGCGUUAUUUUGUUAUUGAUCAGUGCGGAGAUAGAAUGCGGAUAAGGAUGACUAAGACUGUUUUGAAUUUAUUUGGACUGAUUGGCUGUUUAUCAUUAGGAAUAUAUUCUCAAAGUACUCCCUGCAUCACCCCGACAAGACAAAACGGCUUUUGUGUUCCACUAAAGCAUUGUCAAAACAUACGCGACAUACUCUUAUUGAAUAAGAAGUACAAUAAUAUUACUUCAGGAGUGUUAAAUUACAUCCGAAAGUCGGUUUGUCACCUGCCAGGCGUAGCGACGGCAGUUUGCUGCCAGUUGACCGAAUUGGAUGAAACUAUCAACAAAUUGAUAACGGACAAAAACUCACUGCCUAAAAAUUGUGGCACUACUAUCGUGGAUCGAAUCUCUAACGGUCAAAAAACAGCCAUCUUCGAGUACCCCUGGAUGGCUUUAUUACGAUACAAGGACUUUGACGGUGAUAUCGUCGAGGCCUGUGGAGGCUCACUAAUUCACGAGAGAUACGUAUUGACGGCGGCGCACUGUCUGAAUGAUAGGCAGUUUGAUCUUGAUCACGUCCGACUGGGGGAGCAUAACAAGAACACCGAAAUCGACUGCCUGGAGGAAGGGUACUGUGCUGGCCCUGUCCAAGAUAUUCCUAUAGAGAACACAAUUACCCAUCCCAACUACAACAAUCCAAGGUACGCAAACGAUAUCGGUUUAGUCAGACUGGAAAAAAGCGUUAAAUUCGAAGAUCACAUCAAGCCAAUUUGUCUUCCGACUACCGCGGGGGUACGUCAACUGGUUCACGAUAAAUAUGUUCUCACCGGAUGGGGUAAAACCGAGAAAAAUGUCCUCUCGAGUGUGUUACUACAAGCAACGCUCCCCCGGAUAGAAAAUGCGCAAUGCGAAAGGCUUAUAAGCAAUAGAGUCAUGGGUUCAUCCGUAUCGCUAACAGAGAAGCAAAUGUGCGCGGGAGGAAUACAUUUAACGGAUAGCUGCCGGGGAGAUUCUGGCGGACCACUUGGGACCAUUGCCAUGUUAUACGAUGAACCUCGAUUCGUUCAAUUCGGGAUCGUCUCGGUCGGUAUAGAUGUUUGCGGCAGAUAUAACGUUCCAAGUAUAUACACUCGGGUGUCAAGUUACAUGGACUGGAUAAUAAACAAUUUGAAACCGUCGUAAGGGAAAAUGAA